AUGAAAAUAUACAUAUAGUCCCCUGUGUUUUAGAAAUUCAUAUUCAAUAAUUAACACUAAAGGAAUAAACUUUAAAUGCCAGUAUCCUCAGAGAAAAUUGAAAAACCCUCUCCUAUGUCCAGAUCUUUAACAAUUAAGUCGUACUAAUUUUAAGCAAAUUAAAUAGAAGAAAGUAAACUCAAAAUACAGUUGAACCAAGAGGAUUGUCAUUAUCCAUAUCAAGAGAAACUCAUAGAAACUUUUUCAAAGAUCCUAUUUAAAAUAGAGUAUAACCUACAGAUCAAUUUCAAACUAUGAUCAAAGAGAUUUAAGUAGGAAACUCAUUAUAAGUUAUUACAAAGUUAGAAUAAGGUCCAUUUACUAAAAAAUCUUAUUUGAUUUUAGGAAUUGCAUACAAACAACUCAAUCAAUUUGAUAAAGCAAGAAGUUGGGUAAUUUGUGAUCUUAAUAAAGUUCAAUAAAUGCUUAUCUGAGUAUCCCAAUUAUUUGGAUGGCUAUAUUUAAUCAGCAGUUUUAGAAUUUAAAGCUUAAAAAUACUAUGAAUCUCUCAAACUCAUAGAACAAGCCUUACUUCAUAGUCCAAAUGAUAAAUAGGCACUCCAAUAUAAGGCUAGAUGUCAUUCAGCUUUAAAGUAACAUCAAAAAGCUUUAGAAAUUUAUGAAAAAUUAAAUAAUACAGACUUUUUAGGUAGAUCACGUCAUUGUCUAUCAUUAAUUAAAUGUAAUUAAUUUGAUUAGGCACUUGUUAAAAUUGACACAAUUUUACAAUAAGAUUGUGAAAAUGCUGAAGCUUUGUUAUUAAAAGGAAUAAUAUACUUUAAAAAAAGUAAGUCUUAAAUUAAAUCUAUUAGAAAAUUUUAUAGAGUCCUAAAUUUAUAUUGAAUAAGCUAUUCAGAUGUCAACAUCACAUUAAUUAAGUGCCAAAGCUAUUUCCUAUAUUGUGAAGUCUAAAAUAUGUUUAAUGGACUUUUAUGAGGCUUAAUUACAUUUAUCUAGAGCAGAUCAAUUAAAAAAGAAUUUUAAAUGCAUAUAAAAAUUGAAACCCUUUGUGAGUGGAACUGUCAAAUUAAUGAAAAGAUAGUUUAUUUAAGGACUUUAAUUAAUUAAAGAUUUAAAGCCUAUAAGCAAAUUCAUAUAACCAAUUUACUAUAAAUUUUUAGCUUAUGCAUAAUUUUGUACAUCUGAUUAUGUAUAGGCUUUGAAAUCUUAUGAAUCAAUCAAUUAGAUUGAUAGAGGUUAAGUGUACAAUAAAUAUGUAGCUGAAGCUCUUGUUUUAGUAUAAAAAUGUAAAUUAUAUGAAAAUAAUCAGGUUAGUAUGAAGCAUCGGUUAGGUUGUUAGAUAAAGCUAGUGAUAUAUUUCCAAAUAAAUUAGAACCAUAUUAUUAUAAAUGUUCGAUUUGUUUACUUGAUAAAUUAUAUGAUGGAGUAUAAGAAUGUGAAUAGCUGCUAGAUUUAGCCUUUUCUAAAUAAGGAAAAUAGCCCAAUAUCUUUUUUGCUAGAGCUUUAAUGAAAUCUUAUAAAAGAAGAUACACUUCAGCUUUGAAGGAUAUAGAGAAGGCAAUUGAUAAAAGUGAAGAUAGUAUAAGUGAUCAUUUUUACAUCAGAGGUAUCUUACAUGCUUAAAGUAUGAGAUUGAAAGAAGCUAUAAAGGAUUUUACAACAGCAAUUCAUUUUAAUAAGGAACAUUCAGAAUCAUAUUUAGAAAGAGCUAAAUGUUAUUAGAUAAAAGGAGAGUAAUUAAAAAUAUCAUUUUUAGUACAGCAUAGAGUUUUGGUGAUAUGAAUAAAUAUGUUAAGUAUAAUAAUUCAGAUGAGAUUCAUUAUUGGAGUGGUAGUUUAUUAUUUCAUAAUAAUGCUUAUGAAGAAGCUCUAAAAGCAUUUAAUGAUGCAAAAUAAACAAAUUAAAUACUUAUAUUAAAAUUAAAGUGUGAAAUUAAAUUGUAAUAAAUAGAUAAAGCUUGUAUUAUAUCUAAUUAAAUAACAUAAUAAAAUGUUAGAGAAUCUAAAUAUAAAAUAGAUUCUUAAUUGUUGACAUAUAUUAAAUAAGUUUUGGAUUUUACAUAGAAUAAAAAAAGUUGUGAUUUAGUACAGUUUCCUAAUAUAGAUUAAAAUGAAGUUGGUUUAAUAUUUUAGACAUAAGAUAUUCUAUUGUUUAAAGCAUCAAGUAUGAUUUUCUAACAAAAAUACAAUGAAGCAAUAAUUAUUCUUUAAUAAUUAGAAAGUUAUUGGUUGAAUUCUCAAAAAGAUAGAUUAAAUAGUAUUUCAAGCCAUUAAGAUGCUGAUUCAGAAAAGAGUGAAAAUUUAUCUAAUGAGAUGGUUUUGAAAUCAGAAAGAAUAGUGUAACAUAUAAUAGGUAUAAAAUAUAAUAUGGCAAUCAUAUAUUUAUUGGUAAUAAUUUAUUAUUAUUAUUAUUUAUAGAUAUCAUAAUAUACAAAUGCUAAAAUGAAAGUUGAAGAUAUAAGAGAAUAAGUAGGGAAUGUAGUUUCAGAUGAAUUGGAUUAUUUAAAACUUUUGAUCUAAAAUUAAAUAGAUAAAAAAUCAACUAAUGUUUUUAGUAAGUCUAUCUUAACAUUUUUGAUGAAUGAGAAAAGUCUUUUUAAUGGAUUUCCAACAAUAAAAAUAUCAUUAUAUAAUUAAGGAAUUUUUGAAUGCAAACUAUCUCUUAACUUUCCAGAUAUCUAACCUCCAAAUAUUUGUCCAGAAUUUAAGAAAGAAUUUUUGUUUAUGAUUAAAGUAAUUUUAUACUUAUUUAAAUUUUAGCCCAAUCUUAUAGAAAAUAAACCAGAAGCUCCUUGGCUUUAAAGGACAUCAUAAUAAAUACUUGUUUUUACUUAGAAUUAAUUGAAUGAUGAUUUAGAUCUUACAACUGAUGACGAAGAAGAAAAUAAUGAAAAAAGAAAAAAGAAGAGACAAGUUUAAAAUUUGGAGAUAGAUGAGAAAGUAUAAAAACGUUUAGAUUAGCUGAUUAAAAAAUUAUGA
This is a messenger RNA of Paramecium pentaurelia, 2978 nucleotides long. The record is from the annotation of a GenBank genome assembly. Lineage: Eukaryota; Ciliophora; Oligohymenophorea; Peniculida; Parameciidae.